Messenger RNA from Loxodonta africana (African savanna elephant), 6232 nucleotides. It is a transcript of the gene PCSK5, whose product is annotated as proprotein convertase subtilisin/kexin type 5. Bases 383 to 6043 code for a protein of 1886 amino acids. The record is from RefSeq and is a predicted model, not a curated record. The transcript is spliced from 38 exons. Gene Ontology annotation, cellular component: Golgi membrane; neuron projection; trans-Golgi network. Lineage: Eukaryota; Metazoa; Chordata; Mammalia; Proboscidea; Elephantidae. Gene Ontology annotation, biological process: peptide hormone processing. Gene Ontology annotation, molecular function: serine-type endopeptidase activity.
CGGGGCCUGGGGAGGAGCGAGGGCGAGUCGCUGAGUCCCGGAGCCGAGCCCGGCGAGAUCCAACUGCUGGAGGACGCCCGCCCCACUCAGCCGCCUCCUGCACCCGAGCCAAGGAGCUCCCGCCGACCGCCUUGCUGGCCGGAGAGCGGGGGAGCACUGGUCCCCGCAGCCCCAGGGAUGGUCUAGGGGCCAGAGAGAGGCUCGCUGCUGUGAUCCCAACCCGAGCUCACCGCCUCCUGCUGAUCGCCCAAGGCUUCGAGCCGCAGCAGCCGGGGGCUGCGCGCCGGGGCGGCCCAGGCCAGAGAAGUUAGUUGUACGGCCGCUUAGUGCGCGGAGCGAGCAAAGAGGGAACGAGCGAGGGAGGCAGCGAGGCGCCGGGACCAUGGGCUGGAGGAGCCGCUGCUGCUGCCCGGGACGGCUGGACCUGCUGUGCGUGCUGGCGCUGCUCGGGGGCUGCCUGCUCCCUGUUUGCCGGACGCGCGUCUACACCAACCACUGGGCGGUCAAAAUCGCCGGCGGCUUUCCAGAAGCCAACCGCAUCGCCAGCAAGUACGGAUUCAUCAACAUUGGACAGAUUGGGGCCCUGAAAGACUACUACCACUUCUACCAUAGCAGGACGAUUAAAAGGUCAGUUCUCUCGAGCAGAGGAACGCACAGUUUCAUUUCAAUGGAACCAAAGGUGGAGUGGAUCCAACAGCAAGUGGUAAAAAAACGGACGAAGAGGGAUUAUGACCUCAGUCGUGCCCAGUCGACUUACUUCAAUGAUCCCAAGUGGCCAAGCAUGUGGUAUAUGCACUGCAGUGACAACACGCAUCCCUGCCAAUCAGACAUGAAUAUUGAAGGAGCCUGGAAGAGAGGUUACACGGGAAAGAACAUUGUGGUCACCAUCCUGGACGAUGGCAUUGAGAGAACACACCCAGAUCUGAUGCAGAACUAUGAUGCUCUAGCAAGUUGUGACGUGAAUGGGAAUGAUUUGGACCCAAUGCCUCGUUAUGAUGCAAGCAAUGAGAACAAGCAUGGGACGCGCUGUGCUGGAGAAGUGGCAGCGGCUGCAAACAACUCUCAUUGCACAGUUGGAAUUGCUUUCAACGCCAAGAUCGGAGGAGUGCGAAUGCUAGAUGGAGAUGUCACGGACAUGGUUGAAGCAAAAUCAGUUAGCUUCAAUCCCCAGCAUGUCCACAUUUACAGUGCAAGCUGGGGCCCGGAUGAUGACGGCAAGACGGUGGACGGACCAGCUCCACUCACCCGGCAAGCUUUUGAAAACGGCGUUAGAAUGGGGCGGAGAGGCCUCGGCUCCGUUUUUGUCUGGGCAUCAGGAAAUGGUGGCAGGAGCAAAGACCACUGCUCCUGUGAUGGCUACACCAACAGCAUCUACACCAUCUCCAUCAGCAGCACAGCUGAAAGUGGAAAGAAACCUUGGUACCUGGAAGAGUGUUCAUCCACACUGGCCACAACCUACAGCAGCGGAGAGUCCUAUGAUAAGAAAAUAAUCACUACGGAUCUGAGGCAGCGUUGCACAGACAACCACACUGGGACAUCAGCCUCAGCGCCCAUGGCUGCAGGCAUCAUUGCAUUGGCACUGGAAGCCAAUCCGUUUCUGACCUGGAGAGACGUGCAGCAUGUUAUUGUCAGGACUUCCCGUGCAGGACAUUUGAACGCUAAUGACUGGAAAACCAAUGCUGCUGGUUUUAAGGUGAGCCAUCUCUAUGGAUUUGGACUGAUGGAUGCAGAGGCCAUGGUGAUGGAGGCAGAGAAGUGGACCACCGUCCCCCAGCAGCACGUGUGUGUGGAGAGCACGGACCGACAAAUCAAGACAAUUCGCCCCAACAGCGCCGUACGCUCCAUCUACAAAGCUUCGGGCUGCUCAGAUAACCCCAACCACCAUGUCAACUACCUGGAACAUGUAGUGGUACGCAUAACCAUCACCCACCCCAGGAGGGGAGACCUGGCCAUCUACCUGACCUCACCCUCAGGAACCAGGUCCCAGCUUCUCGCCAACAGACUAUUUGAUCAUUCCAUGGAAGGAUUUAAAAAUUGGGAGUUCAUGACCAUCCACUGUUGGGGAGAAAGAGCUGCAGGUGACUGGAUCCUGGAGGUUUAUGAUACUCCCUCUCAGUUGAGGAACUUCAAGACUCCAGGUAAAUUGAAAGAAUGGUCUUUGGUCCUCUAUGGCACCUCCGUGCAGCCAUAUUCACCAACCAACGAGUUUCCCAAAGUGGAGCGUGUCCGCUAUAGCCGAGUAGAGGACCCUACAGAUGACUAUGGGACAGAAGAUUACGCAGGCUCAUGUGACCCUGAGUGCAGUGAGGUUGGCUGUGACGGGCCGGGGCCGGACCACUGCAAUGACUGUUUGCAUUACUACUACAAGCUGAAAAACAACACCAGGAUCUGUGUCUCUAGCUGCCCGCCUGGCCACUACCAUGCUGACAAGAAACGAUGCAGGAAGUGUGCCCCCAACUGCGAGUCCUGCUUUGGGAGCCACAGCGACCAGUGCUUGUCCUGCAAAUAUGGCUACUUCCUGAAUGAAGACAUCAACAGCUGUGUUACUCACUGCCCGGAGGGGUUUUAUCAGGACACCAAGAAAAAUCUUUGCCGGAAAUGCAGCGAAAACUGCAAGACAUGUACUGAGUCCCUGAACUGUACAGAAUGUAGGGAUGGGUUAAGCUUGCAGGGAUCCCGGUGUUCUGUCACCUGUGAGGACGGAUGGUACUUCGAUGGCCAGGACUGUCAACCCUGCCACCGCUUCUGUGCCACCUGCGCUGGGGCAGGAGCUGAUGGGUGCAUUAACUGCACUGAGGGCUACUUCAUGGAGGACGGGAGAUGUGUGCAGAGCUGCAGUAUCAGCUACUACUUUGACUACCCUUCAGAGAAUGGAUACAAAUCCUGCAAAAAAUGUGAUGCCAGCUGCUUGACCUGCAAUGGUCCAGGGUUCAAGAAUUGUACAAGCUGCCCUAGUGGGUACCUCUUAGACUUGGGAAUGUGUCAAAUGGGAGCAAUCUGCAAGGAUGGAGAGUACAUCGACGAGCAUGGCCGCUGCCAGAUCUGUGAAGCCUCGUGUGCCAAGUGCUGGGGGCCAACCCAGGAAGACUGCACUGGCUGCCCCGUCACAAGGAUUUUUGACAAUGGCCGCUGCGUUUUGAACUGUCCUUCACGGAAAUUUGAAUUUAAGAACCAAUGCCAUCCAUGUCAUCACACCUGCCAAGAAUGUCAAGGAAGUGAGCCUUCGAACUGCACCUCAUGUGGAAUAGAUAAGCUUGGCCGACAGCGAGUCCUGUUCCGGGGGGAGUGCCGAGAGCGCUGCCCUGCAGGCCACUACCCUGCGCCACAGCACACCUGUCUGCCCUGCCCAGACCACUGCGCCCUUUGCGAGGGCCCGCACUUCUGCAAGCGAUGCACCAAUGGCUACUUCCUAGUACCCACCAACCACACCUGCCGGAAGUUAGAGUGCGCACAAGGUGAAGUCGAAGAUCCAGACUAUGAAGAAUGCGUGCCUUGUGAAGAAGGAUGUCUGGGGUGCAGCUUGGAUGAUCCAGGAACCUGCACAUCAUGCGCUAUGGGGUAUUACAUGUUUAAACACCAUUGUUACAGAACCUGCCCUGAAAAAACCUACAAUGAAGAAUUUGAAUGCAAAGAGUGCAAUCCCAAUUGUGGCAACUGUGACCAAAACGAGUGCUACUGGUGUGAAGAGGGCUUCUUCCUCUUGGGCGGCCAUUGUGUGAAGAAAUGUGGCCCUGGCUUCUAUGGCGAUCCAGAAGUGGGAGAAUGUGAGCCCUGCCACCGAGCCUGCAAAACCUGCAUGGGCCUUGGCUAUGGAGAAUGCAGCAGUUGCCAAGAAGGACUGCAGCUUCUGCAUGGGAAAUGUGUCAGUCCUGCCCAGACCAAAGUGGAAGGCAAAUUCUGGAAUGAACCUGUGCCCACUGCAAGCCCAUCUUUGGUGAAGAACCUGCUGCAGGAACGACGAAGGUGGAAAGUUCAAAUCAAAAGAGACAUCUUGAGACAACACCAGGCUUGUCAUUCUUCUUGUAAAACCUGUAAUGGAUCUGCAACUCUGUGUACUUCGUGUCCAAAAGGUGCGUACCUGUUGGCUCAGGCCUGUGUCUCCUCCUGCCCCCAAGGCACAUGGCCCUCAGCAAGGAGUGGCAGCUGUGAGAACUGUACGGAAGACUGUGCCUCUUGCUCAGAAGCCAAUCUUUGCAAAGAGUGCCGGACUCAGCCUGACCACCCUCUCUUUCUCCAUAAUGGCAGGUGCUACUCCAAGUGCCCCGAGGGCUUUUAUGCAGAAGCGGGUCUAUGUGAACGCUGCAGCUCACCUUGCAGGACUUGUGAAGGAAACGCCACCCACUGCUUCUCCUGUGAGGGAGGUUUCGUGCUGGAGCAGGGCCUGUGCCGUGAAGCCUGCUCUGAAAGACACGUGGCUGUGGAGGGCGUGUGCAGGCGGUGCCCAGAGAUGUGCCAGGACUGCAUCCACGAGGAGACAUGCAAAGAGUGCAUGCCCGAUUUCUUCCUGUACAAUGAUGUGUGCCACCAGUCCUGUCCCCAAGGCUUCUAUGAGGACUCCCGCCAGUGUGUCCCCUGCCAUGAAGACUGCCUGGAGUGCAGUGGCCCCGAUGAGGAUGACUGUGACCUCUGUGCUGACACAUCCUUGGUCCUCUACGAUGGGCAGUGUUUGGACGAGUGUCCAACAGGAACUUACUUUGAAAGAGAAAGUAAUGAUUGCAAAGAUUGCCACAAGAGCUGCAAGGCCUGCACAUUCCCGGGGACCUGCACAACCUGCCAAGAAGGCCUGUGGAAGAACAGCCAUGGGCACUGUGUGGCUUACAAGGAGUGCACCCAAGCGGAGUACUGGGAUGAGGAGGCUCACGAGUGCAAGCCCUGUCACAUCAAGUGUCUCCAGUGCAUGGGGCCCACCAAGGACCAGUGCCGUGCCUGCCCAAGGGAAAGCCUUCUUCUAAACACGACCUGCGUGGAGGACUGCCCCGAGGGCUACUACGCCGAUGAGGAGAGCCACCGGUGUGCUCCCUGCCACAGCUCUUGCAGGACAUGUGAAGGGAGACACAGCAUGCAGUGCCAGUCCUGCUGGCCCGGCUGGUUCCAGCUGGGGAAGGAGUGCCUGCCCCAGUGCAGGGAAGGGUACUACGCAGAAAAUUCCACGGGCCAGUGUGAGAGAUGCAACAAGAGUUGCAAGGCAUGCCGGGGCCCACGGCCUGUAGACUGCCUGUCCUGCGAUACCUUCUUCUUUCUGCUCCGCUCCAAAGGAGAGUGUUACCGCACCUGUCCAGAGCAUUACUAUGCAGACCAGAGCACACAGACCUGUGAGAGAUGCCAUCCAACGUGCGAUAAAUGCAGAGGAAAAGGAGCAUUGAAUUGCUUGUCCUGUGUGUGGAGUUACCACCUCACGGGAGGAAUCUGCACUUCGGAUUGUUUUACGGGGAAAUACAGAGUGGGAGAGGGAGAAAAAUUUAACUGUGAAAACUGCCACGAGAGUUGUGUGGAAUGCAAGGGACCUGGAGCCAAGAACUGCACCGUGUGCCCUGCCAACCUAUUGCUGCACAUGGAUGACAACCUCUGCCUCCCCUGCUGUAAUGCCUCUGAUCCCACCGACACCCAAGAGUGCUGUGACUGUCAGGACACCAUCGAAGAGUGCAUCCUUCAAACAAGUGAGAUCGAGCCUGCAGCUGAGCGCUCCAGGAGAGCUCUGCUCAUCAUCUCCUCCAUCAUGCUGGUGCUGCUGCCUGGGGCAGCCGUGAUUGUCUGGAGAAAAUCACGGAGCCGAGCCCAACCAGCAAAAAAGGCUGGGUAUGAAAAGCUGGCUGACCUGAACAAGGCUUACUCUUCCUACGAGAGCGGCCAUCGUGAAAGCACCAGUUUUGAAGAGGAUCAGGUGAUUGAAUACAGGGACCGGGACUACGAUGAAGAUGAUGAGGAUGACAUUGUCUACAUGGGCCAAGAUGGCACCGUCUACAGGAAAUUUAAGUACGGGCUGCUGAAUGACGAUGAUGAAGAUGAGCUGGAAUACGACGAUGAGAGCUAUUCCUUUAAGUAAACAGGGGCCACCCCACCCCAUUCCAUGCACGGGCCUGUGUGUGAGCAUUACUGUGUUUGCUUUUGUUCACACACACAAAGGCCAUGUGCAAGUGUUCAUAUUUGUGUUCCUGAUCAUGAGUCCAAACAGAGUAUGUUAGAAAGCUAAAAUAUUUUCUUCUUCUUUUGGGUGGCUAAAAUCAAUGAACAG